AUGAAUAUUCUAUGUAAUGUCAGUGAAACUAUGAGUAAAAGUAUAAUCUAUGUCAUUACUCCUAAUCCUACUACUCAUUGGAUAGAUGAUCCAUUGACUAAAAAUAGUUCCUCGGAAAAGAAAAUUCACAUUGUGAUCUUAUUUGAUGGUGAUCGAGGUCUACAAUAUUUGAAUAGUCUUCUGAAAUCUAUUUUCUAUCAUCAAAAUGGAAGAUUUCGAUGUGAUUUAAAAGCUUGUUGUCUAUCAAACUUUUGUGAUCGAUUUAUGAAUGAUUGUCAAACUGUUAUGAACAAUGUAUCAACAACAUAUACAACUGUAUUUCAUUUCUUAAUAACGUCGAUUUCAUCAAAUGGUCAGUUGUUGAAUUUGAUGAAUACAUGGAAAUUACAUAAUAUGGAAUAUCAUUUCUACAGUUGUGGUAAUCAAUUGGCAAAUUUGCGGUGGAUCGAAUCUAAACAUAAUUCAGGAGCUAAACCAUUUUUAAAAUUGAUGAUUUUAGAAAUUCUUUCAUUUACAAUCAAUAAAGUAAUUAUACUAGACAUUGAUAUACUACCUAAUACAGAUAUUAUUGAAUUAUGGAAUCAUUUUGAUUAUUUUAAAGAAACUCAGAGCAUGAGUAUUGGAUUAGAACGAAAUCCACAUUUUCAAAAAGUUAUGACCAAAUUAGAAAGCAAUUGGAAAGAUUAUGGAUAUAAUAACGGUAUUCUGUUACUUCAUUUGUCUAAAUUACGAUCAACCAAUUGGAAUCAUCUAUGGUUGAGCAUAACUAGAAGAGCUAUUAAACGUCAAGGUUACUUAAUCACUGAUCAACAGAAAGUUGGUUCUAGUAUAAUUAGUGCUUCCUCAUGA
This is a messenger RNA of Schistosoma intercalatum, 849 nucleotides long. The record is from the annotation of a GenBank genome assembly. NCBI's taxonomy places the organism in Eukaryota, Metazoa, Platyhelminthes, Trematoda, Strigeidida, Schistosomatidae.